GCGCAGGGCGGGCUGACGGCCCCCGCCGGCCGCGGGGCAGCGCCCGCUGAAGGCGGCGCGGAGGCAGCGCCAGGCAUGGCUGACCCGCUCCGCAGGACGCUCUCCAAGCUGCGGGGCAGGCGGUCCCAGCGAGGGGCGGCGGGCGCCGGGCACCGCCACGGCGGAGUCUGCGCCCCUCAAGAUUUUAUAGAGAAUGUUUACAUAGCUUCAAGAAGCAGGAAAGAGCCCAAGUCCCUCCAGGCCAGCGAGGUCCCUGAGCACAGGCUGCAGAUGAACAGCAUUACAGUUUCCAAGAAACGCAGCUGGCUGCAGCAGAGUACGCACCGGCCUCCUCCUCCUGCAGAAGGGGAAAGCACCUGGCAGGAGCCACAAGGGACAGUCACCCUGGUACCCAAAUCUCCCAUGCCGUUGCCUGAACCUGCAGUGCCGUGGGCUCCCUCCGUGUCAGCAGUGGGCCCUGCACGAGGCCGUGCUGGUACCAUCGUCUCGCCUGGUGCCACAGGCCUUACUGCACUGGGCUGUGCUGCCAUGGACUCCAGCGAAGAGAACGAUGUGGAUGAUGAAGGAGAAAUAUGGUACAACCCAAUCCCAGAAGAUGAUGAGCCUGACUUGCUGAGGGUCCAACCUGCUGCUGCAAACAGCCCCGCUGCCCUGGGCUCCCCACCGGUUCGGUACAAACCUUCUCCUGGGGCUGACUCUGGGAUGGCUGUGGGUCCCCCGCACUCCAUGAAGAGCAUGGGGAGCAGUCAGAUGGCUCAGCCUGGCGAGACGAGCCAGGCUGAUGCCACGCACCUUGGGGAGCACGUGCAGCACCACCGGCAGAGGUUUGCCUGCAAGGCUCCCAGUGUGCUGACAGUAGAGGACAAUCCUGCCUUUAAAUGCCCUUCAGCAGGGUCUGGAGUUGUACUUGCACACAACGCUGAUACGCCCUCAACAGAAGUUUCUCCUCCAAGUCCCAGUCCUCUGAAAAAAAGUGGACCAAUCAACUGGCCUUUCCCUGAUAGAAUCAAAUCUCCCAGGACUGUGAGGAAGCUUUCCAUGAAAAUGAAAAAGCUGCCAGAGCUGAGCAGGAAGCUGAGUGUCAAGGGAACUUCAAGCCAUACUAGUUCAGAUAAUCCUCCUUCCCUGCUGAAAGGUAGCUGCCGGGAUACAAGCCAUACAGUGUCUUUGCUGUCUUCUGCAAACUCAGCCACAGCUGCCAGCAGGAAUGUGAUAAGUCGUUACCAUCUCGACAGCAGCGUGUCAUCACAGCACACCUACAAAAAGAAAAGCUCAAGGAGCUCCAAAUCCUUCAGCAAAGGUGGUUACCUCAGUGAUGGUGACUCUCCUGAACUUAUAACAAAAUCAGGGAAACAUGGGCACGAAACUAAGUGUGGGAAAGGAAAGGAGAGCCUUCCAAGUAACAGCAGUAAAACCGAAAUAGACAUUGAUGCCUUCAGACACUACAACUUUUCUGAUCAACCCAAGUGCUCUCAGUACAUCUCUGGCCUCAUAAGCAUUCACUUUUAUGGUGCUGAAGACUUAAAACCACCAAGAAUAGACUCAAAAGAUGUCUUUUGUGCAAUACAGGUUGACUCAAUAAACAAAGCAAGAACAGCCUUGCUUACAUGUAGGACGACGUUCCUAGAUAUGGACCACACGUUCAAUAUAGACAUUGAAAACGCUCAGCACUUGAAGCUGGUGGUGUUCAGCUGGGAACCCACCCCGCGGAAAAACCGCGUGUGCUGUCACGGCACCGUGGCUCUGCCCACUCUCUUCCGAGUGACAAAGAGCCAUCAGCUCGCUGUCAAGCUGGAGCCGAGGGGCCUUAUUUAUGUCAAGCUGUCGCUCAUGGAGCAGUGGGAGAACUCUCUCGAUGGCCUCGAUGCAGCUCGAGAGCCUGUGAUGUUCGGGGUUGAGGCUCGGAAAGUUGUGGAGAAGGAGAAUGCAGGCUUGAUGGUGCCACUUCUGAUGCACAAAUGCAUUCUGGAGAUUGAAAAGAGAGGCUGUCAGGUGGUGGGUCUCUAUCGGUUAUGUGGCUCAGCGGCGGUGAAGAAAGAGCUCCGGGAGGCGUUCGAGCGAGACAGCAAGGCUGUGACUCUCUGCGAAAGCCAGUACCCAGACAUUAAUGUCAUAACAGGUGUCCUAAAGGAUUACCUGCGAGAGCUGCCCUCUCCCCUGAUAACCAAGCAGCUCUACGAAGCAGUGUUGGAUGCCAUGGUGAGAAAUCCCUUGAAGAUGACAGGAGGGGGUUGCGAGAACGACCUGAGCGACAGUGAGCACACGGCAGCCCUUCUGGACUGCCUGCCAGAUGUUGAGAAGGCUACCCUGAAGAUGCUGCUGGAUCACCUGAAACUGGUGGCUUCUUACCAUGAAGUGAAUAAGAUGACAUGCCAGAACUUAGCUGUAUGUUUUGGGCCUGUGUUACUGAGCCAGAGACAGGAGACCACCAACCAUAACAACAGAGUCUUCACAGACUCAGAAGAGCUUGCUAGUGCUCUGGACUUCAAAAAACACAUAGAGGUUCUUCACUAUUUACUCCAGCUGUGGCCAGUACAUCACUCGCCUACCAAAGAACCAGCACAUCUGGAUGCAUUUCCUGAGCACCCAUCCUCCCUGAAUUACCUGAGGCCCAAGAGGCAGAGGCCUCAGAUGCUGAACCUGAGCGGUACCGAGAUGUCUGGGGUUCUUAGGCCACGGCCAGCGGGGCUGGACAGCCCCUCCAGCAACCGCUAUGCUGGAGACUGGAGCGGUUGUGGGGAGAACUACUUCUUAAACCCAAAGGACUGCCUGAGCGAGGCAGACUACGACGACGUGCCUUGGGAAGGGACGGAGAGCGGGGACGACAGCAGCAAGGCCGAGGAGCCGGCCGCCCCAGUGAGGCACUCGCAGCCCGACCCCAGAGAGCACACCUUCCAGAGCUAUUUGACAAUGCAAGCAAUAGACUCUGCGGGGGAUCAUAGAGCAAACCUCAAAGACCUGCAGGAAAGUAUCGAUACUCUGAUAGGAAACCUGGAAAGGGAACUCAACAAAAACAAACUGAAUAUGAGUUACUGAAUGCUGUCCUGCAGGAUGCCUCCGCCCUGUGCCGCUCUCCAGGCUUCCCACAGCCGUGCGAGGAGGGUUGUGUCCCCAGCGCUGUGUCCUGAGGCCCUGACCCACCUGGCCUUAAACUUGAAGCCAUUUUGUUGCAUUUCCACCUUUUUUUGCUAAAAGAAAGUGUUGGUUUGACCUGGGUGAUGGAGACAAGCUUCGAGACCGUGAGCUCCACAUAGUGGCAUUUCUCCCUAAAAGACACUGUGCACUUAAGUGGCCUGGGCAAUACCUGGUAGAAGAUAAAGCAACACCUCUGCUGUCAGCAUCAGCAGAACUCCUCAUUCCUGAAAUCCUGGUUCUGGUACAGAUGUUCCUCUGGGAAGAGGAUGGAUGCUGCUUGGCCUGAAUUUUGCAGCACAGACUUCAGAUAGACUUGUUUUACUAUAUAUGCAAUGGCUGCUAUGAAAAAUGCUUUAUAUAUAUAUAUUAUAUUUAUAUAUAAAGUUUUAAUUGUACAAAUAUUAAUGUAUUCCUGUAUUAACCCUUUUCAGUAAUUAUUUAAACAAGUAAAAAAUAAAUAUUUUUCUAACCUUGUUUGUAUAGAUCUGUGUACAGAUGUGCAUGUGUCUGUAGCCAGCUGUGGAAAGAAGUCCCUCAGAAUUACAAAACAUCCCCAUUUCUAGGAAGAUGUCAGUGAUUCCAGGACAAAGUUACCCCUUGGGUAACACACGUUUCAUUUAUGCCCAGGAAGAUGUCCAGAGGAUGGCAGGGGAAGUGCUUCAUGUACCUGACCUUGUGUGCUGCAGGGGCAUCAUUUCGCAGCCAUUGACUAUUAAAUGUCUCUCACACACCUCCCACUCUUGGUUUUUUUCUACCUUUUUUUGUCUGGCUUUUUUUUCCUCCAUGUUUUUUUAAUACAUAAAGAUGGACUGGAAGGUAUUUACUUUUCAAAAAAUACUUCUGGUUUGUCCUUGUAACCUGUUACUUUGUUCUUAAUGUUGCAGUUCUUUUUUCUCCAGUGUCAUGUAUUUUCGUUGAGGUCGCUUUGUCUGGCUGCUGGUAUUUAAGAUGUGUUUGAGCCCUCUCUGAAGGACUGUGGCUUUGGAGAUGCAAUAUUCAAAUUCUGCACAAAGGUACUUACUUUUUUCUCUAAGUAUUUUAGUUCAAUUAACCUCCCAGAAAUGGAAACCCGGGUUGUUAGAUGAGGCUGAAUGUGUUGAACAACAUUACUCCUGGGCAGUUUGGGUGAGGUUACAGUUCACUGUGACAUUCAGCUAUCGCCAUCCACUCACAUCAUCCCUUAUCAUUAGUAAUUUAUGGUCACUAGAAAUGUCAUGUUAAGGAAACAUACUCUUGGUUUAACUAAGAAUACUUACAAAUCACAUCCAGGUGUUUUCAUAGUCCCUCUAACCAAAAGGAGAUCCGGAGUCAUUCCUGUCCUUCCUAGGUCACUGCCCCUGAAUAAGCAGGGAUUUGGGUGGGUGAGGGUUGUGUGUUUUGAGAGGUCAAACAGGGAGCUGCUGUCAGCUAUCAGGGCAGAACUUAAUAAUUCUCUUCAUCUUUUUGGUACGAUGUUGGUAUCUCGCAGGGGCUUUCCAUUCCCCCUCUGGGGAAGUGCUUUUCUGCUAACCUGUACUUCCUUACACUGCUUAAUUGGAGUUAUUUAUUGACAGUAGCAAGGAAUUAAGAUUUGCUAUGGAAAACUUCACCCCUCAUUUCUAAGGAAUUAUUUUAGCAUGGUUUCAAUUAGUUUAUUCAAUUUCAUUAAUUUAUUUUUGUAAGUGUUAAAAGAUGCAAAACAAUGAUUGCAACAUGAUGGAAACAUAUGGAAAUGUAAAUUUAACCUGAAGCAUUUAUCAAUAAAUCAAUGUAUUUUUGUAAACUUUUAUACCUACAGAA
Colius striatus (speckled mousebird) is the source of this 4914-nucleotide messenger RNA. RefSeq names its product synapse defective Rho GTPase homolog 2 (gene SYDE2). The transcript has 7 exons. The record is from RefSeq and is a predicted model, not a curated record. Bases 76 to 3036 code for a protein of 986 amino acids. Gene Ontology annotation, biological process: signal transduction. NCBI's taxonomy places the organism in Eukaryota, Metazoa, Chordata, Aves, Coliiformes, Coliidae.